AUGAAACACAAAAAGUGGUCUUUAUUGUAUGGUGGGUUAAAAGAUUCAGACUAUAAGUUCCUUCAUAUUACUUCAUAUUACAUACACCACUUUCGCAUGUACACUCGUGCCUAUUAUUCAUUUUUUAAAUAGUAUUAUUGCUUAACAAUAAUAAAUAAAUCUGAAAUGUUCUUCGAAUUGUGUGGAUUUGGUUUCAGUGUGACGCGUGCGCAUCCCAUUGUAUGCGCCGAGGCCGUUUUUGGCGCGAGAGCUGCUCGCUGAGGCGCACGCUGAUUGGCUGAACGCGCCGCUGGACGGAUGCAUGCGCGAGAGGCAGCAAACUCUGUGUGCAAGGAAAAAGCCGCCGCCGCCUCAGCCUCAUUAUCCAGCACGAAUAGAGAAACGUCGAAAAAUAUCUCAUUCAACCACUUUCCUCCCCAGACCAGGGAGCCACACAGGUCAAAUUUGCUUGUAGUAAAGACUUUCAGAAUCAGCCAUGGGAAAGAAGAGCCAGAACCGUGAAGAUGAUGAAGCUGCUUCCUCAGAUGAGGAAGAGUACGUUGUGGAGAAGGUCUUGGACAGGAGAGUUGUGAAGGGGCGUGUGGAGUAUUUCCUCAAAUGGAAAGGCUUUACAGAGAAACACAACACAUGGGAACCAGAGAAGAACCUGGACUGUCCAGAGCUUAUCUCUGAGUUCAUGAAGACCUACAAAAAAGGAAACAGUGCAAGCCCACCAAGCAGCAAGUCCUCCAGUACAGGCCCCUCUUCAGCCCGUCCCAAAGACAGCAGUGGCAGCAGCAGCACCAGCAAGAGGAAAAACUCCGAGGAAGAGAACGGGAGCAGCAGCAAACCCAAGAAGAAAAAGGAGGAUGAGAUCCUUGUAGCGAGAGGGUUUGAGCGAGGCCUGGAGCCUGAGAAGAUUAUUGGAGCAACAGACUCCUGUGGAGACCUUAUGUUCCUUAUGAAGUGGAAGGACUCUGACGAGGCAGACCUUGUGCUUGCAAAAGAAGCCAAUCACAAGUGCCCACAGAUUGUCAUUGCCUUCUACGAGGAGCGUCUGACCUGGCAUGAAGACGGAGACAAGAAGGAGAAGAGUGCCACAGCGGUGUAAAGGGCAGAGGUUUGGGAAAGACAUACAGUCCUCCAAAACCUUGCACCGAUGACACUCUCAUAGCCAACUUUUAACGGACCAUUUAGAAAACGAAAGGCCAGCGAGUAUCGGAGGUUUACUGCCCACCACAACAACCUCCGUCCACCUUCACCAAAACACAUCUCUCAUCAGACAGAGCGAACGGUGGCUGCGGCAGAGCGGUGGAAUGUGGAAAACUCUUACUUCUCUUACUCUCUCUGAUCUUCCUUCUGUUUUGUCAUGAUUUGUGUAUUCGUGCCCCUACAACUAUGUUCUUAUGAUGUGUUGUGUGCUAGUGUAGAUGUGAAACGAUGAAAAAAAACCCGUACAUGUCCAACUUUUAACUUUUAUUCGUUCAGAUUUCACAGUAUUGCGGAACAUGACUGAAUGAAAUCAGUCGAGUUUGCGUUCGUUAACAUCUGCAAUGCUGGAUGAAAAAGCGACGCCAUCGUUUUUUAUUUACAAAACUGCUUCUUAAUUGAUGCCGUUCGCAUUUUGCUUAUUUUUUUUCCCCCAAUCAAGUAGAUUUAAGUUUGCUUUAUUGCAAUUUUAACUUUAAAAAAAGUCCUUUGUGGGCCAAAUUAUCAUACGAUUUUUAUUGGGCUUGUUUGUUUUUUAUCAGUACAUCUACCUAAAUGAUCUAUAUCUUAUUACCCAGACUAAAAUCAGGACAUUUGGAUAAAUUUUAACAUCUGUGUAAAAAUAUCUUUUAAAAUGUCAACCUUGGCCCUUUUUAUCCGCUAUUCGAUCUUAUCACUGUUGCUUGCAGGAGGACAGACAAUCGUCAUCAUGUAAGUGUGUAAAGGGACAUUUCUAUCUAUUUCUACACACUUUUCUUCCAUGAUUUUAUUUUCCCUCCAUAAAACGGAAGCGAUUAUACUCCCUCUUGUGGCUGAUUUGCUGAACACAUUCCCUGUUUGACCUCAUUCACACAUAGUUCAAGCAUUGUCGGGUUCUUAUAUUACUUUUUUAACCUAGAGUUGAUUCAAUAAAAUGGUGUUUAUCAAGGUCACAUGACUACACUAGAGUUUUGUGCGCUUCUUCGCAAAGACACUGAACAAAAGCUACUGAUAUCGACAGCUGUAAAAGAGUGAGAAUGGUUUAGCUGGAGAUGGAAUAGUGUGUAUCGGGGGGGAUGUUUUUAAACAUUUAUACAGGGUUAAACAUGAUGUUGUAGGUACAUUUCUAUUAUUUUUUUGUAUGCUUUUAUAAUCCUGCCAUGAUCAUUUAUACAUGUGACUCAUUUCUAGCUGAUAGAAGUUUUUAAAAUGUGCAACAAUUAUGUCUAUUUGCUAUUUUAAGUUCACAGUCGUUUUUAAUGUACUGUAACAAGCUGUAGUAAAUCUAGUUUCCAACACUUCAGUUUUUGGAAACUCCAAACCCUGGGUUUUGGACUCAAGUCAUGCACAAUACAUUUCAUUGUAGUGCUGAGAUUAUGCAAGUUUUACUUUGUGCAAUGUUUGUGGGGAAAACCAGUUUUUAACAGCUUAUAACGAUUGAUCAGAUAGCAGUUGACUGAAUCUGCACAUUUUGCGCUAUAAAAAAAAACAACAGUGCUGAUGUGAACCAGCAGAUGUCAUAAUAGAGCAACUCUUGUCUGUUUGUCUCAGCUGGACGAAAAAAAAAAAAAAAGUGUAUGGCUUUAAGAGUUGCACAGUGAUUUUGACCAAAUCCAGCAGAUUAAAAUCUAUACUGUUGGACACAUUUGUAUUUUAAAACAUUUGCAUCCGCAUGCAAAGUCAGUUUGCUUAUAUUUAGGUUCUCAUUUGUGCAUAUUUUCUCAAUUAUGCCAUAUUAGGACGUCACUUUCAGUAGUAUUUAUUCAGUUUUGUGCCAGAACAUUUAUAUGAAUGCCAUACUUUUCUAUUUUAUUUGCGCUUUACAACGCAUAUUUUUCACAUGACAGUCUGCAGAUUGUUUUAACCUCAUUAAAUAGACUUCCAGCUCA
Danio rerio (zebrafish) is the source of this 3056-nucleotide messenger RNA. Lineage: Eukaryota; Metazoa; Chordata; Actinopteri; Cypriniformes; Danionidae. The record is from RefSeq and is a predicted model, not a curated record.